UCUAAGCUCAGCUGGGAGGCGGGACAAUUUCUUGGUUUGGAGAGGGUGGGACCUACCAGGGGAAGAGGCGGAGGUGAACCGUGGGAGUGAGGUACCGAGCCUAUCUAGUCUGGCCCCGGCGCCUCUGAUCUCAGAUUCUGGGUGCUGCGCGUGGAGUUCCAGGUUCCCAACGGAGGGGGCUGCGAGAUGGAGGAAGGCGGGAACUCGGGAGGCCUGAUUAAGAUGGUCCACCUACUGGUUUUGUCAGGUGCCUGGGGCAUGCAAAUGUGGGUGACCUUCGUCUCAGGCUUCCUGCUUUUCCGAGGCCUUCCCCGACAUACCUUUGGCCUAGUGCAAAGCAAACUCUUCCCUUUCUACUUUCACACGUCCAUGGGCUGUGCCUUCAUCAACCUCUGCAUCUUGGCUUCACAGUAUGCCUGGGCUCAGCUCACAUUCUGGGAGGCUAGCCAGCUCUGUCUGCUGUUCCUGAGCCUUAUGCUGGCCACUAUCAACGCCCGCUGGCUGGAGCCCCACACCACAGCUGCUAUGUGGGCCCUGCAGACUGUGGAGAAGGAGCGGGGCCUGGGCGGGGAGGUGGCAGGCAGCCACCAGGGCCCUGACCCCUACCGCCAGCUACAGGAGAAGGACCCCAAAUACAAUGCCCUUCGCCAGAAUUUCUUCCGCUAUCAUGGCAUGUCCUCCCUUUGCAAUCUAGGCUGUCUCCUUAGCAAUGGGAUCUGUCUUGUCAGUCUUGCCCUGAGCCUUAAGAGCCUCUAGCAUGGACCCUGAAUAUCAAUAAAUGCUUCUUUGGAAA
Otolemur garnettii (small-eared galago) is the source of this 793-nucleotide messenger RNA. It is a transcript of the gene TMEM205, whose product is annotated as transmembrane protein 205. The record is from RefSeq and is a predicted model, not a curated record. NCBI's taxonomy places the organism in Eukaryota, Metazoa, Chordata, Mammalia, Primates, Galagidae. Bases 187 to 756 code for a protein of 189 amino acids. The transcript is spliced from 4 exons.